Penicillium brevicompactum is the source of this 2019-nucleotide messenger RNA. RefSeq lists its product as uncharacterized. The record is from RefSeq and is a predicted model, not a curated record. The transcript has a single exon. Bases 1 to 2019 code for a protein of 672 amino acids. NCBI's taxonomy places the organism in Eukaryota, Fungi, Ascomycota, Eurotiomycetes, Eurotiales, Aspergillaceae.
AUGCACUUCUCUGCAUCAAUUGCCCUUUUGGGGCUUGCUGUUUCACCAGCAUGGGCUCUGUGUCCAUAUGCAGAGAAAAUGGCAUUGGAAAAGAGAGCCCCACCUACACACUCGCAAGCCCCCCGAGAAGCAGUCUCAUCUGGAAAGAAGGGUGUCUUCUACAUGAACCGAAUCGCACCUGGCACAUCGGAGCUAUACGUCGCCAAUGUCGACGGCACGAACGAACGUCCUCUUCUCUCAGAUCCCAUCUACGAAUACCAUGCGACAUUCUCCCCCGACGGUGAAUGGAUUACUUUUACCGGCGAACGAAACGGUGACGGAAACUCGGAUAUAUACCGCGUGCGAACGAACGGCUCGGACCUUGAGGAGCUGGAAACAACCUCUUCGAUUGAAGAUGGAGCAGUCGUGUCACCAAAUGGAAAACAAGUCGCCUAUGUGUCUACCGCCAAUGGCUACAAGGCCAAUAUCUGGGUCAUGGAUCUAGAGAGCGGUAGAAAAUGGAACCUCACAGAUACCGCUUCGACUGCUGCGAACGCCUCGUUGCCGAACGGUUAUUUCCGCCCCUCGUGGUCUCCCGAUGGCCAAUGGCUUGUCUUUUCGUCGGAUCGGAACUCGGGCUGGUAUGGACACGGAGACCCGGUCUUCAUGGGUGUUUCGGGCUGGGAGCAUACUCAGGAGCUUUCUAUCUAUGCUAUUCGGCCCAACGGGUCUGAUUUCCGUCGUGUCGCUUCGAAGUCUGGCUAUUGUCUUGGCUCGCCCAAGUGGUCGCCCAACGGAAAGCGUAUUCUCUACUAUGAGAUGACUCGCGAGAAUACUUGGAAUUCCCAUCGCCCUGAAUCAAUUGACUCUGCCAACUCUACUUUGGUAUCGGUUGACUUUGCUUCUGGGGCCGGUCGCAGAGUGGAAGUGGCAGGAUCCGGAGUCAAGAUCUUCCCUCAAUACAUAUCCGAUAGCACUAUUGCCUGGUUUGCUAAGGGAUCUGGCAAAGAGGGACUUCACACAUCGGCUGGUGGAUUCGUCAACACAUCCAGCUCAACCGUCCGCUCUCCAGCCUGGUCACCGGAUGGUAAGCAAGUUGUCUAUGAGAAAACGAGCUUCGACGUGGUUCGUCCUAUGGACAAGAAGCUAUACAGCUGGGACAAGGACUGGGAAUACCGGUUCACCGACGUUUUCCCCCAACUCUCGAACACGAACAAGAUUGCCAUGACUGAGAAACAACUCGGAAACUCAUCCAUUGUCUCCUUCACCGCGAACGGCACAAACGAGCACCUCGUCUACGACGACUUGAAGGCUGAAUUUCUGGACACCUCCACCGUCUCCCAGGGCCUAGCCGGAGCCUUCAACCCCGGCUGGUCCCCCGACGGAAACUGGGUGAUAUUCGGCGUUGGCUCCUGGUUCCAGAACCGAGCCACAGGCGGCGGCUGGUUAGUUCGGGCCACCGCCAACGGUUCCUACUCCGAAGUCUUGACUGAAAGUCAAUCGACCCUCGAAAGCAACAGCAGCGUGAUCAACUCCGGAUUCCCCAGCUACUCGCACGACGGCAAGAAGAUCGUUUACCGCGUGUGGGGAACGAACUCCACUCUUGGUGACAGGGCCCAGCUUGGUCUCAGAGUUCUUGAUCUCGAAACGCGGAAGAUCUCUGUUCUCACGAAUGAGUGGGAUAAUUUGCCUUCUUUUUCGCCUGAUGGGGAGAGAAUUGUGUUUACGCGCAAGGUCAGCGAUUACAAUUAUGAUGUUUGUACCAUGCGGCCUGAUGGGUCGGAUUUGAAGGUUCUUACGAGCAGUGGUGCCAAUGAUGCUCAUGCUGUUUGGACGUGGGAUGGUCGAAUCGCUUACUCUUCUGGUAUGUAUGGAUUCCAGUAUGAAUGUGCGCUCUACGAUCAAACAUUCCAGCCGUAUGGGCAGGUUAUUGUGAUGGAUGCCGAUGGGUCGAAUAAGCAGGUGCUUACUGAUUCUAUCUGGGAGGAUUCGAUGCCUUUGUUUGUGCCUAAUAGCAAAUUGGGGAGGAGACAUCUUUAA